AUGACACUAGCCACUCGUUCCUUCUUUGCCAAACUCCUCCAAAACACCCACCAGAAAAACCUCCCAAACGGAAAGUCACUCCACGCUCAAAUCAUCAAGACCGGAUCUUCGUCUUGCAUAUACAUCUUCAAUAGCGUCGUCAACUUCUACGCCAAGUCCCACCACUUAACCGAAGCCCACCUUGUAUUCGAAGAAAUCGAAGUUAAAGACAUAGUCUCAUGGAACGGCCUCAUCAAUGGCUACUCUCAGCUGGGGACUCCCAAAUCUUCAUCCUCAGUCAUGAAACUGUUCAAGCUUAUGAGAAAAGAGAAUACUUUCCCUGAUGCCCACACUUUCGCCGGAUUUUUUUCUGCAGCGUCAAUUUUGAUGGACCCAUUUUGUGGCCAGCAAGCUCAUUCACUUGCCAUCAAAACAACUUGAUGUUCCGAUGUAUUUGUGAAUAGUUCUUUGUUAAACACGUAUUGCAAAUGUGGCCUUGUUGUUGAUGCGCGGAAAGUGUUUGAUAGAAUGCCCGAGAGAAAUUCGGUUUCUUGGGCUACGAUGAUUUCUGGGUAUGCUAUGCAUUGAUUUGCUGGUUAUACUUUGGAG
Messenger RNA from Ilex paraguariensis (yerba mate), 588 nucleotides. Lineage: Eukaryota; Viridiplantae; Streptophyta; Magnoliopsida; Aquifoliales; Aquifoliaceae. The record is from the annotation of a GenBank genome assembly.